UUUGGGAAUAGAAACUAAAAAAUGGAGACUGUAAGUAGAAGCAGCUUCCAGCCUCAUCCAGGACUGCAGAAGACCUUGGAACAGUUUCAUCUGAGCUCUAUGAGCUCCCUGGGUGGCCCUGCUGCUUUCUCAGCACGAUGGGCACAGGAGAUGUACAAGAAAGACAAUGGCAAAGACCCAGCAGAACCUGUACUGCAUCUGCCCCCUAUCCAGCCUCCUCCGGUAAUGCCUGGUCCCUUCUUCAUGCCCUCGGACAGAUCCACAGAGAGGUGCGAGACCAUCCUGGAAGGGGAAACCAUCUCCUGCUUCGUGGUGGGUGGAGAAAAGCGGCUUUGCUUGCCCCAGAUCCUGAACUCGGUGCUCAGGGACUUUUCCCUGCAGCAGAUUAAUUCGGUGUGUGAUGAGCUACAUAUUUACUGCUCCAGAUGCACUGCUGACCAGCUGGAAAUCCUCAAAGUCAUGGGCAUCCUGCCCUUCUCUGCUCCUUCCUGCGGGCUCAUCACUAAAACUGAUGCUGAGAGGCUUUGUAACGCCUUGCUUUAUGGUGGCACCUAUCCUCCCCACUGCAAGAAGGAAUUCUCUAGCACGAUUGAGCUGGAGCUUACAGAGAAGAGCUUCAAGGUGUAUCAUGAGUGCUUUGGGAAGUGUAAGGGACUCUUGGUGCCAGAGCUUUACAGUAACCCCAGCGCAGCCUGCAUCCAGUGCCUGGACUGCAGGCUUAUGUACCCACCUCACAAAUUUGUGGUCCACUCUCACAAAUCUCUGGAAAACAGGACUUGCCACUGGGGCUUUGACUCUGCAAACUGGAGAUCCUAUAUCCUCCUCAGCCCGGAUUACACUGGGAAAGAGGAGAAAGCUAGACUGGGCCAGCUCUUAGAUGAAAUGAAAGAAAAAUUUGACUAUAACAACAAAUACAAGAGGAAAGCCCCCAGGGUCCCUUCAGAUCCUCCUGCUUCCAAAAAGCCCAAAAUAGAUGACUCUGCUUCCCAAUCUCCAGCUUCUACUGAGAAGGAAAAACAGUCCAGUUGGUUACGGUCCUUAUCCAGUUCAUCUAACAAGAGCAUUGGCUGUGUCCAUCCCCGUCAGCGUCUCUCAGCUUUCCGGCCCUGGUCCCCUGCUGUAUCAGCAAAUGAGAAAGAGCUCUCAACUCAUCUUCCCGCAUUGAUCCGAGACAGUUUUUACUCCUACAAAAGCUUUGAGAAUGCUGUGGCCCCCAAUGUGGCACUUGCACCUCCAGCCCAACAGAAAAUUGUCAGCAACCCCCCUUGUGCCACAGUAGUAUCACGGAGCAGUGAGCCGCUGAGCAGCACUGUCCAGCCACGGAAAAGAAAACUUGCUGCAGAAAACACAGCUAUCCCAGAAGCAGCAGCCACUGUUGCGGCCACUGUUACUGCCACUGAAGAGGAUAAGGAAUCAGAAGCAGAAAUUGAAGUAGAAACCAGGGAAGAAUUCACCUCCUCCUUAUCCUCGCUCUCCUCCCCAUCCUUUACUUCAUCCAGCUCUGCAAAGGACAUGAGCUCACCUGGGAUGCAAGCCCCAGUCACAGUCAACAGUGUGUAUGAGGUUGCAACACAUUCUGACUCUCACAGCAGUGGGCUGGAAGCUGAGCUGGAGCACCUAAGGCAGGCCCUGGACAGUGGCCUAGAUACAAAAGAAGCCAAAGAAAAAUUCCUCCAUGAAGUUGUUAAGAUGAGAGUGAAGCAGGAAGAGAAGCUCAAUGCUGCCUUGCAAGCCAAACGCAGUCUACAUCAGGAGCUGGAGUUCCUAAGAGUGGCUAAGAAAGAGAAACUGAGAGAAGCAACAGAGGCGAAGCGCAACUUAAGGAAGGAGAUUGAACGUCUGAGAGCUGAGAAUGAGAAGAAAAUGAAGGAAGCCAAUGAGUCUCGGAUACGACUGAAGAGGGAACUGGAACAAGCCAGGCAGAUCCGGGUUUGUGACAAGGGCUGUGAAGCAGGCAGGCUCCGGGCCAAGUACUCAGCCCAGAUUGAGGACCUACAGGUUAAGCUUCAGCACGCAGAGGCUGACAGGGAGCAGCUCCGAGCUGACCUGAUGCAUGAAAGGGAGGCUCGAGAACACUUGGAAAAAGUCGUCAAGGAACUUCAGGAACAACUGUGGCCUAAGUCAAGCAGUCAAGCCAGCAGUGAAAACACAACGAGCAACAUCGAGAACUAAACAAACACCACAUCAUCUAAUACACAUACAGAAUGACAUAUAUGCACAGUAAGGGAGGAUGUGUGGGGUACGUGUGUAAGUGCAUGUGUGAGUAGUUGUGUCUUGGCACACAGGUCUAUGAAUAUGGAUUCUUAUUAGUGGGAAGGCAAAUGUUACUCUUUAUAACAGAAGCACUGAAUUACGCCUCUUUUUUUUCCAAUCCAUAUAGCACAACAUCUUACUGUGCCUAUAAAACACAAAGUGUUUAUAAACAAAAUACUUUUAAGUCCACAGCAAAUUUUCUACUGGCAAACUCCAAGCAAGCAGCAUCGUCCAACUAAAAUCAGAGUAAAAGGCAAGCAUGGCAGUGUUUUUAUGUUGCCCUUCUGCCUGUUGGAACAUUGUGGAAUUUAAUAACAAACAAACUUUUCUUAUAAGCUAUUUAAAAUA
Gavia stellata (red-throated loon) is the source of this 2601-nucleotide messenger RNA. RefSeq names its product SKI proto-oncogene (gene SKI). Bases 22 to 2172 code for a protein of 716 amino acids. Gene Ontology annotation, molecular function: RNA polymerase II cis-regulatory region sequence-specific DNA binding; SMAD binding; DNA-binding transcription factor activity, RNA polymerase II-specific. Gene Ontology annotation, biological process: negative regulation of BMP signaling pathway. The transcript is spliced from 7 exons. The record is from RefSeq and is a predicted model, not a curated record. Lineage: Eukaryota; Metazoa; Chordata; Aves; Gaviiformes; Gaviidae. Gene Ontology annotation, cellular component: nucleus.